UCAAGCGGUGAGGCUGGGAAUGGUACCAUGGACAGCAACACUAACGUCAGCAACCCAGACACUCAGACCUCUGUGAUACUUCAUAGUACAGCGCUACUGCAUGCUACUGAGACAACUUUGUGAGACUUAGACAAGGAUCAAUAGAGUGAGGCAGGUAAAGGUUUCAUCCACUGAAAGAGAAAAACGGGCAUACGAAUUCUAUUAUUUGUACAAAAUGCCAGUUUUAAAGAAAGAAUCCCUGGAGAAAACCGCAGACAAAAGUUGUGAAGAUGCAGAGAUUUUGCCCAAACUACCUAUUCCUCCUCUUCAACAAACCAUGGACAUGUAUCUAAAGUGCAUGAAACAUCUAGUGUCAGAGGAACAGUAUAAGAAAGCCAAACAAAUAGUGGAGAGGUUUGCAUUGCCUGGAGGUGUGGGUGAAAUGUUACAGCAAAAACUAUUGGAGAAGAGAGACAAUACAGAAAACUGGAUACAUCAAUACUGGCUCGAUGACAUGUACCUCAAUAACCGUCUUCCAUUACCAGUUAAUUCCAGCCCAGCAGUAAUAUUUGCUCGUCACAACUUCAAGGACACCAAUGACCAUUUAAGGUUCACUGCCAACUUAAUUUCUGGAGUUCUUGAUUACAAAACCCUGCUGGAUCUGCACGCUCUACCUAUGGACUAUGCUCGUGGUCAGCUGUCUGGGCAGCCUAUGUGUAUGAAACAAUACUAUGGACUCUUCUCUUCUUAUCGCCUUCCAGGGGGCAACAAAGAUACCCUUGUGGCACAGGAAAGCAGUAUCAUGCCAGAACCCGAACACGUCAUUGUUGCAUGCAACAACCAGUUCUUUGUGUUGGAUGUUGUUAUUAACUUUCGUCGGCUAAGUGAGGGUGAUCUCUUCACUCAACUGCUGAAGAUAGUAAGAAUGGCCGGGAAUGAAGAUGAGAGGCUACCGCCUAUAGGUUUGUUGACAUCAGAUGGACGAUUUGAGUGGGCACAAGCAAGAGAGAUGUUAAUGAAGGAUUCUACAAACCGUGACUCAAUGGACAUGAUUGAACGAUGUAUGUGUUUGGUGUGUUUAGAUGCACCAACUGGAAUGGAAUUAAAUGAUACUAACAGAGCACUGCAACUUCUUCAUGGAGGAGGUUAUGAUAAAAACGGUGCAAAUAGAUGGUACGACAAGCCGAUGCAGUUUGUCGUGGGGAGAGAUGGCGUGUGUGGCACCAUUUGUGAACAUUCACCCUUUGAUGGGAUCGUCCUUGUACAAUGUACAGAGCACCUUCUUAAAUAUAUGAAAAGCAGCCCCAAAAAAUUAGUGAGAGCAGAUUCUGUCAGCGAGUUACCAGCCCCGAGAAGACUUCGGUGGAAGUGUUCACCAGAAAUUCAAGGACACUUGGCUUCAUCUGCAGAAAAACUCCAAAGGAUAGUAAAUAAUCUUGAUUUCACUGUUUACAAGUUUAAGAACUAUGGAAAAGAGUUUAUCAAGAAACAAAGAAUGAGCCCAGAUGCAUAUAUUCAAGUGUCUCUCCAGCUUGCAUUUUACAAAUGCCACAGAAAACUUGUGCCUACGUAUGAGAGUGCUUCCAUACGAAGAUUUCAGAUGGGAAGAGUUGACAACAUAAGAUCUUCAACGGCUGAAGCACUAACAUUUGUGAAAGCAAUGGUGGAUGGAAAAAGUACCAUACCGGAUACUGAGAAGAUGCAAUACCUCAGGGAGGCAAUAAUGGCUCAGACUAAUUACACUAUUCUGGCCAUUACUGGGAUGGCAAUAGACAACCAUUUACUGGCACUGAGGGAGUUAGCACGAGAACAUUGCAAGGAAUUGCCUGAGCUCUUUACUGAUGAAAUGUAUUUGGCCAGCAAUCGGUUCAUUCUCUCAACCAGUCAGGUUCCUACUACUAUGGAAAUGUUUUGUUGCUAUGGGCCGGUGGUCCCAAAUGGCUACGGUUCAUGCUAUAACCCACAGCCUGAACAUAUUCUGUUCUGUAUCUCGAGCUUCCGAGAAUGCAAAGAAACAUCUUCCACAAUGUUUGCCAAAGCCGUAGAAGAAAGUCUAAUUGCCAUGGGGGAUCUGUGCGCCAAAUACAACACUAAGCCUGAAACACCAAUAAAGGAGAAAAAAACUAAAUCACAAAAUGGGCAUAAGUCAUAGUCCAUUACAAAUGACUAAAAACACAAAAAGAAAUAAUUGAAUUAUUUAUUUUCCAUAAAUACCAUAUUUUUGUGACUGUUAGUAAUUUAUAUUUUACAAAACAAAAUGUAUCUGAUGCAAAAUAAAUAUUUAAAAGAGAUAUCUAUAGGGGAAAUGUGGUAGAUGAGAUUAUAAAACCUUAUGGGAAAACCUUAUUAAAUGAGAGUUUGUAUUAAUAGGUAUGAGAUCAUAACAGACUUUUUUGGUUUGGAAUUUUUCCCUCAAAUGUAUGACAUUUAAUGUAUUUUUUCAAGCUCGUUAUGAAGUACCCGUUUAAUGGAUUGAUGCAUUUAUGUCAGGCGAUUAGAUUUCCAUAUUAUGAUUUAAAGCCGAUCAGAAUCAAUUGGUCCAUCAUGUCAUCCAAUGCCCUAGCUACAUACAUUUGCCUAAAUUCUUUAACCUAAUUCCUACUCUGGGUAUGUAUGUGCCAACCCAAUGAAAUUCAGGAACAUUUCUGUCUGCCAUUGUUUGAGGUCUAUUUCAUGGGAUCUGCCACCAGGGUUGUUAGCCAAUAAAUGGGAUUUAUUGUAAAUGCAAAGUUAAUUAUGAAUUUUACAUUUACAAUACCUAAAAUGGAAAAAAAAAAUCUCCCAAUGUAUUUA
Pelobates fuscus (common spadefoot toad) is the source of this 2772-nucleotide messenger RNA. It is a transcript of the gene CHAT, whose product is annotated as choline O-acetyltransferase. Gene Ontology annotation, cellular component: cytoplasm; neuron projection. The coding region runs from base 215 to 2131 and encodes 638 amino acids. Lineage: Eukaryota; Metazoa; Chordata; Amphibia; Anura; Pelobatidae. The record is from RefSeq and is a predicted model, not a curated record. Gene Ontology annotation, biological process: neuromuscular synaptic transmission; acetylcholine biosynthetic process. Gene Ontology annotation, molecular function: choline O-acetyltransferase activity. The transcript is spliced from 15 exons.